UGUCAAGCUCCAUUGGAGAACGGAAGGAACAAGUACCAUUGCUCAUCACUUUCUAAUCCGCCAUUGGGUAAAUCCGUUAUGCGAAAAUCCGCGGUCGGCGAAAAUGGUCGGCGGAAGAAGUUUUCUAUUUCGUUAUUUCGAGCGGAGAUCGAGGAGGACUUUUUGGUGUUCAAGGGGACGAAGCCCAGUCGAAGACCUAAAAAGAGAUCCAAGGCCAUCCAGAGGCAACUCGAUGACUUAUUUCCUGGCGUAUGGUUGUCGGAGAUUAAUGCAAACAUGUAUAAAGUAGAUUAAUGAGUUGAUUCUUCAUUUAUCUUUUU
This is a messenger RNA of Phalaenopsis equestris, 320 nucleotides long. RefSeq lists its product as uncharacterized. The record is from RefSeq and is a predicted model, not a curated record. NCBI's taxonomy places the organism in Eukaryota, Viridiplantae, Streptophyta, Magnoliopsida, Asparagales, Orchidaceae.